AACAUAGGUAGGUAUCUAGGUAGCUGGGAAGUAUAUAAAAGUAACAGUAGUCUUUACACACAAGUCAAUAGAUCUUUACGAGAACAUCUAAGAUACCUAUCCAUACCCCUAAGACUCAUACGAAAAUUCCCCAACCAAACCAGCUUCAGUCAUAAUAGGUAUCAAUCAUGGCAUCGGAUAAGAAGGUUGUUUUAAUCACAGGUGGUAACACUGGCCUCGGCUUCGAAAUUGCGAAGGCUUUGUACCAGUCUGAAAUUCCCUACGAGGUCAUCAUCGGGACCCGGACUAUAUCCAAGGGCGAGGAUGCCAUCGCAACGCUGCGCAAGGAAAUCCCGCAGUCUGCCUCCUCGCUCAGCCUUGUACAAGUAGACCUCAACUCCGAUACGUCACUUGAGAAGGCCAUCGAAUCCAUCAGCUCGCAACAUGGAAGACUGGACUCAUUAGUCAAUAACGGCGGCGGUAGUUUCGAUUCGGAUAUACAAGAUGGCAAAAUGACUCUACGCGAGGGCUUCAACGCUACUUGGGAUCUCAACGUGUCUGGCACCCAUGUGCUUACGUCGCUUGCGGUCCCUCUGCUGCUUAAGUCUGCUGAUCCUCGUAUCUUGUUUAUCACCAGCGGCACAAGCACACUCACAGAGACUGAGAACACGACUCAUCCCAACCUCGCGCGCCUCAACGCUAGCCCGCCUGCCGGAUGGCCGAAGCCGAAGGUUGGAUUGACCGUGACGGCGUACCGUUCCGCGAAGACGGGUCUGAAUAUGUUGAUGCGUGAAUGGCAUCGCAUUCUCAAGAACGACGGCGUCAAGGUAUGGGCUGUAUCUCCUGGAUUCCUUGCGACGGGAUUAGGAGGGGUCGGCUCCGAGACUUUAAAGAAGAUGGGUGCGCUUGAUCCAUCUGUCGGUGGUCAGUUCGUCAGGGACGUUAUACAAGGGAAACGGGAUGAAGACACUGGGAAGGUUAUUAGAUCAAGUUCUAUCCAACCUUGGUAGACAGCAGAUUCAAGGCAUUAUAUACCUACUAAGCCCGUCACCUUCAGUAGUGUUCUAAUAAUGUUACCCCUAAGUUACUAGGCUAUAUUUGCUGAGAUACAUCACCAUCCUCUAUAGCACAUGUGAUUAAGCCACCAUUUUUUCUAAAUAAUGUGUUUACAAUUAAGGUCAAUGCUAAGUAACCUUUGUUUCAUUUCCUGACUCACAAAGAGAAAGGCCCCAGGAUUGAUUGUUCUUGAAGAAGAACUUGUUUCUAAACAUGCCUAAUCAUUCUAGAACAAUACGAUUCAAACAUUUGGGUAGUUAUAUAAGGUCAUCGAAACUGUUUCUCUUUU
Molecule: messenger RNA, 1324 nt
Organism: Daldinia vernicosa
Lineage: Eukaryota; Fungi; Ascomycota; Sordariomycetes; Xylariales; Hypoxylaceae
Product: NAD(P)-binding protein
Exons: 5
Coding region: 168-989 (273 amino acids)
Source: RefSeq, a predicted model, not a curated record